This is a messenger RNA of Episyrphus balteatus (marmalade hoverfly), 1561 nucleotides long. RefSeq lists its product as uncharacterized. Bases 516 to 980 code for a protein of 154 amino acids. NCBI's taxonomy places the organism in Eukaryota, Metazoa, Arthropoda, Insecta, Diptera, Syrphidae. The record is from RefSeq and is a predicted model, not a curated record. The transcript has 4 exons.
CCAAAUUUCAUGAUUUUUUAUGACAAAAAGGAUCAAUGGAAACAUUGUCACAGCGUGGCAUAACAUUCUUGCUUUUUGAAUCAUUUCGAGAAAAUACUCAAAUAAGUAGUAAUUCAUGCACCGCAAAAAAUCUACAUAUAGCAAAAUGUUUUGAACCAGAUCCGGGCACUAAUUUUAUCUUCAGAAACACAUUUUUUCAUUCAGUUUUUUUGUUUUAAUUUUUUUUUUCUUUUUUUGAAGUUGAUUAUUUCUUAAAGCAAACAACGCCCAUUGAAUUAUUGAAAGUUUUUUUUUUCGGAUAAAUGCGCGCCAAAAUGAAUUCAAAAUUCACAAAACACAACAAAAGUCAUAAAAAUGGUCAACCGGUGACGUAGAAUUCGAUGUAGAGAUCAGAAAUAAUAUAUUUUCUUUUAUAACAGUUCUAAUUCUAAGUUAUCCACAGUCUUUGUUGAGCUAUUCAUUUGAUCGGUUGGUUAAACACAAAAUUAAAAAAAAACCAAAUAUUUUUGGACAUCAUGGAGUUGAGAGUAAAUAAAUGUUGUUGUAUGAAUUUGCGUACCGCUGGUUGGGUUAUUUCUUCUCUCAACAUGUUUAUCAGUUUUAUCGUAUUUUGUGCAUCUCUUACAGAUACGUUUAAAGUAACAUCACGUUUGGGAAAUCCUUUUGUAUACGAUGUUAUUUGCUCGGUCUUACUUCUUAUUGGAAUCUAUAAAAAUAUAAAUAAACUAAUAAUGUGUUGGUUGGUAGUAAGAGGUAUUGAAAUUAUUGUAGCAAUUCCAAUUCUGGCGCAUGUAUUAUACAAGGAACCAUUUUCGACUGUUUCACUACCGAUUUUAACACUUUUACAAGUUAUUAUUGGUGCUAUAGUUUGUGGUCUGAUGGCAUGGUGUUGGAUUGUUAUUUUUUCACUUUACCAAGAAAUACGUGACACAAUUAAUAAGCCACCAUCGCGAAUCCAAAAUAUAGUUACAGGCGUAUAAAUAUUGAAAACUUCCCAAUUUUACAGGAGAUUAUUUCUGACUUAAUUUUUUAAUCUGUUCAAUAAGAAUUUUGUAUGUAACUUUUUUAACAAAAAAUAAAAUAUUUGUUCAAUUAUCGAAAACUCAGAGGGCCUUACCAAUAAUGAAUCGCUAAACACACGUUUAAGUAUCGUCGCGUUAAAUUUUACCGUCGCGUUAAAUUGGGUGUAUACUAAUAAUCAAAUUAAACACGCGUUUAACUAAUUGCGCUUCUAUUACCAGAUCUAUUACAUUUGUUGUCAAAAUGACAUCAAUAGAGUGACAUUUUGUGCAUGUAAUGUAAUAAUGAACAAAAACAUAACUACAAAAUACCUACAUACGUUCAUAUAUUUUUAUUUUGGUUGUAAAAGUAAAAAAAUGGAGCCCAAGCAAGGAGGCCAAAAGUGCUUAAAAAAAGUUCAUCUAUCGUGAAGUACGACGAUGAAAAUUUACAAAACUAUUUCUUUUUAACUUGCUGAUACAAUGGUGUAGCUGUGGCUGUAGCUUGUAGUACUGCCAAAAUUUUACUGAGGGAAACAACAACGGCGGCAGCUGAGCAAAAA